AUGGGUGACCUGCGGCUGCUUCUGCUCCUGCCUCUGUCCUUGGCAGCCUUCCAUGGGGUCAAAGGCUGUUUGGAGUGUGACCCCAAAUUUGUAGAGGAUGUUGACACCUUGCUGUCAGAAUUGGUACCCCCAGAUGUCCCUGACCGAGCUCAGGUGCUUGCACGGCAGAGUAAGGAGAUGAUCCGUGUAAGCUUCGAUGUCUCCCACAGUGACAAGAAACUUCGGGUCCUGGCCGUUCAGAAGGUUGUCAGUCUGAGAAAAUGGCUGAAGAAUGAACUUCAUAAACUGGACAAUGAAACAUGGAAAGGUGUCUUUAUCCUUCAAGGCAAGCUUCUCAAGAUCCGCAGAAACCUGGAAUCUAAAGUGAAGACAUCAUUAAGGAACUUCUCUGAAGUGGCAUGUUCUGAAGAUUGCAUUGUGGUUGAAGGUCCCAUCCUUGAUUGUUGGACCUGUCUUCGGAUGACCACCAGGUGCUUCAAAGGAGAAUAUUGUGGAGAUGAAGAUGUCAGGAUGGCUGAGAGUAAAGAGAUUUCACUAUUUCUGACAUUACUGUCAAUAAUUGUUAUGCUGGGAUGUCUUGUCUUGCUACAUUAUAUUUGUGUUCUUCAUCGGAUGAAUAUGCUGGUGGUACGAAAGUCACUAAAGGAAUAUUUGAAGGAUAAAGUUGAAGACAUACUGCGAAGGAUAGAUGGGAAAGAGCACUCUGUCACAAUCCCAAGAGCAAAUAUAUCCACGCAGACAGGAAAUCUUCGAUUCUAA
Molecule: messenger RNA, 759 nt
Organism: Nycticebus coucang (slow loris)
Lineage: Eukaryota; Metazoa; Chordata; Mammalia; Primates; Lorisidae
Product: izumo sperm-egg fusion protein 3-like
Exons: 7
Coding region: 1-759 (252 amino acids)
Source: RefSeq, a predicted model, not a curated record